This is a messenger RNA of Olea europaea var. sylvestris, 2391 nucleotides long. RefSeq names its product NDR1/HIN1-like protein 10. The transcript has 2 exons. The coding region runs from base 197 to 949 and encodes 250 amino acids. Gene Ontology annotation, cellular component: plasma membrane. NCBI's taxonomy places the organism in Eukaryota, Viridiplantae, Streptophyta, Magnoliopsida, Lamiales, Oleaceae. The record is from RefSeq and is a predicted model, not a curated record.
GGCUAACCUUGUCAUAUUUUAAAACGUUGAUAAUAAUAAAUUUUUUUUUUUCCAAAGCAAAACAUUGGGAGUCCCAAUCUCAACCUUGUGUCUAUCAGCAUAUUAUUUGAUUUUGCCGUCCAAGGAACAUUAUAGUACUGUAAUUGGGAAUUUCUUCCGAUCUCAAAUUAUUCUACAGAUGUUGUAAUUUGUGCAUAUGGAAGACCCCAAUAGACCUGUCACUGGUUAUCCUGUCAAUACCAAUGGUUACUCCAUUAAUCCGCCACCGACUGGCACUGCUUAUCCCUAUGCCGCCCCCAAUUCCUACACCAGUUACCAAAACUACCCAUACUCCCAACAAAGUUACCAACCUGACCCUGCCUUGGUCCGACGCGCCACCUGUGUCCGCCGCAUCUUUGCAUUUAUUGUAGGACUUGUCAUCAUCUCUGGUACCAUCGCCUUCAUUGCUUGGAUUGUCCUCCGCCCCCAGCUUCCUGAGUUCCGGGUCGACUCAUUUUCGUUCUCCAAUUUUAUUAUUACCAACGAUUCUCUUGUUUCGUUUACCUCAGAAGCCCGGCUUACUGCGCGGAACCCGAAUAAGAAAAUGACAGUUGAUUACGAUCAUAUCGUGGCCAUGAUUUUAUACAAAUCAGAGACCCUUUCGGAUACUACUGUUCCACCCUUUUUCCAGGAUACCAAAAAUGAGACAUCUUUAAAGGCAAAUUUUGCUGCCGCUGGGAGUUUUGUGGAUAAGUCAGUAGUGGAUGGGAUAAAUAAUGAGAGGGACAAUAAUGGGAAUGUGGGGUUCAGCUUGAGAAUGUUUUCGACGGUUAGGCUCGAAGCGAAGGCAUGGCCGACGCGAAAAAGGUCGCUGAAGGUGUUUUGCGAGGAUUUGGCUGUUGCAUUUCCGAGUAAUGGGAGAUCGGGGACAUUAACCAGUGGCCCGAAGCAGUGUCGUGUUGGGUUUUGAGUUAAUAUAUAACAGACGCAAGAAAACCAUAAGGGCAGAAAAGGAAAACAACUCAGAGAUACUUAACCAGCACGUGGGAGCCCCUAAAGUCGUUAGCAACGUUGUUAUGGAGCCAGGUCUAUAAAACAGAGCUAGAGGGAAGAGAAAAGAUAUGCAGAGAAUUGGUGGAAACAUAUAGGAGAGCAUUGGCCUCUCUAAAGCCAAAUAACCAUUUGUUUCAUUUCAAUUUCUUUACUGUUAAAUUCCUUUAAUAGCGAAAGGCACUCUGUCACUGUUUUCUAUAUAUUUUACUGUGCUACAGUUCUUCAAUUACAGAAUAUAAGUCCUCCUCUACAUAUACUAGUGUUUUGUCUUGGUUUUGCUGUGAAUUGUUAUCUGCAGAAACCAGCCACUGGUGUAGGAGUGUAACAGUUUCAUUAUUAGGUGUUUGUAUACCUUUAAACUAUCCUAAUACUGCUUUGACAUGUUUCAAAUGCCACUUCUUUUGACAUCAUACUAUUAUCUCUAUCGUAUUUUCAUUCAAAUUGAAAAUUCACUUGGUUCUUUUUUGUUUUCACAUUGCAUAUUUCGCUAUCUGCAAAACACUGCUAACCUGUCUAUACCCUAUUUUUGUUCCUCCAAAAUUCUAUAUAAAAUUCACUUGUUUUUCUCCUUACAUGUUCCACUACCUCCCUUCAAAACUGUAGUAUCAUGUGAUGCUAUUUAAAGAGUAUACGAAGCUAAGGUCUUCUGUAUUGUUCAUCGAUUUCUUUUCUCUUAGUCCACUCCUUUUGCUAAGUUUAUUGCUAAGGUUUUGUAAUUUCCCAAAAUAAUGAGGAACAUGUGGUAAAUGCUGGUCUGGGUUAUUUAGUUAUUGCUAUGAAAGAGAUUUAUGUAGAGUGAGUUUGUUCUAUUUGGGCUGUAUUUUAUGAUUAAUUAAUUUUAUUGCAAUUUGUUAGUUAUUAUUAUUUUUUUUAAAGAUGGCUGCAUAUUGAAAGGUUGUUACCCUCUUGAUAAGUAACUUGCCUUUUAUUCCCUAUAUGUAUACGACAUUCAACGUCGUAAGUUUGCUUAAUACAGACCUGCAUGUCCUGAAAGGCCAUCACUAUUAUUCUACUGUACGGAUUUUUUUCCUAGCCAUAUAGAGUAGAAGAAUUUUCAAGAUGAUUGACUUUUAUGACAAUUUAAUUAUAGUGUGACAUGUAUGUUGCAAUAAACACAAAUCCUGUUAAGUUUCCUUAUUAGUGAGUCCUAAAGAACCAUUCAUGUAUUGGUUGCUUACUGCUUGUACUACUUAAAGAAUAUUUUUGGUUCUCUGAAUUUCUAAUGGAUUCUGAAUUGGCACUAGGUAUCAAUUCUUGUUUUCUCUCGAUAGUGAAUUUUUCUGUUCUCUUGUUAUAUUUAAUAGGGAAAAUUGCAGUUGAGAUACCAAACUUUUCGUUUAUUAGCAGACUUUGCCCAAA